UUAUUAGCAGAGCAACCGGUGACGUUCGUUCAUUGGCCGCUAACGAAGAUAAGUGGUCGCCUCACUCGCUUAGAUCGGAAUCGUAUCGUUGCUCACUGUCCCUACAGCUCAGUCGUGGUCCAACCGCUCGGCAAAAUAUACAGGAACUCGUAUUACUAACCUGCAAAAUGGUAUUGGAUAUCAAGUCUGCCCUGGUCGUGGAUGGCGUCGGUGCCAACUGCACGGAGAUCCUCAACUCUCAUGGCAUUAGUGUGGUCAACCAAGCGAAGAUCUCCAAAGAAGAACUCCUUAGAGAAAUUCCGAAAUACGAUGCUCUCGUCGUUCGUUCAGCAUCACAAGUCACCAAGGAGGUUUUGGAAGCUGGCAAAAAUCUGAAAGUAGUUGGCCGAGCUGGUGCAGGAGUCGACAACAUUGAUGUGAUUGCUGCUGGACAGCGCGGAAUCGCAGUCAUCAAUGCCCCCGGUGCUAAUGCCCUGAGUGCCUGCGAGCUGACCUGCAGUUUGAUCCUGAACAUGGCGAGGCACGUGGUGCCGGCUGCCACUGCCCUGCGCGGGGGACGCUGGGACCGCGCUCUCUACACCGGCACAGAACUGAACGGCAAGACCCUGGCAAUCCUAGGCCUUGGCAGAGUAGGCAGAGAAGUCGCUAUCCGUAUGCAUACCUUUGGAAUGAAGAUUAUUGGAUACGACCCAUUUGUCACCGCUGAGCAGUGCAACAGUUUUAAUGCUACGAAGAUGGAAUUGGAACAGAUUUGGCCCCUCGCUGACUAUAUCACUCUACACACACCUCUUAUUGAAUCCACUAAAAAUUUCAUCAACGCCAAAGUCAUGGGGCAAUGUAAGAAGGGAGUGAAGAUCGUGAACGUUGGACGCGGAGGUUUGAUCCAGGAACGCGACCUUCUUGAUGCUUUGAACUCUGGACAGGUUGGUGGUGCAGCCUUGGACGUGUUUGAGCAGGAGCCCCCGACCGAUCCUGUGACCUUGGAGAUCAUUCAACACAAAGCCGUCAUUGCCACGCCUCAUCUGGGCGCUUCCACAAAAGAGGCUCAAGUGCGCGUCGGUCAGGAGAUCGCUGAACAAUUCGUGAACCUGGUGAAGCCCGGCACUUACAACACCCCUCUCGCCGAGGUCACCAGAGUCAUCAACAAGUAGACUUAGUCUAAAAUAUAAUUCAUUCAUUUCAUUUAUUUUUAUAUGUAUUUAACUUCUUUCUAAGUAACUAGAUUCCACUCGGUACAUCACUAAAUAUGCUUAGUUAUUUUUCUUUAGUUUUGUAUUGCGUACCUUGGUAUGCUUAACUUGCUCUGUACUCGUAGGAUAGGUAACUACAUUUUUAUGCAUUUAUUUUAUUUUAAUUGUUAAGCUUGUAUUAAAGUCGCAUCGUAUAUCCAGUAUCUUGCUAUAACUUAGUGAACAUUAAGUCUAAGAUAAAUAAACAGUUCUUUGUAAGUUCGAAUUAGUAUUAUUCGCAACUCCUGCGUUGUUCUGUUGAGAUUCUAUGUUAAUCUUCGCUCAAUGCUACGAGAAAUGUUUAUAGGUCUGAGCUUAGUAUUAAGAUUCUCUAGAUGACUACUAUAGAAUUUAUAAUCGAAAGCAUUACCUGCUGCCAAGUGCCAUCGCAACAAGACUGAAUCGAUAACUAUCAUGAGACAUUCAUUGUCAUCAUUCCUAUGUAGCGCAUGCCUUAGCUAUAAGAUUUUAAGUAUCCCUUGCAUUCUUUCUAAAUACCGUAUAACGGUAUACUUGUAUAAUCCCAUUAUGUAAUAAAUUAAACU
Messenger RNA from Trichoplusia ni (cabbage looper), 1774 nucleotides. Its product is annotated as D-3-phosphoglycerate dehydrogenase. NCBI's taxonomy places the organism in Eukaryota, Metazoa, Arthropoda, Insecta, Lepidoptera, Noctuidae. Gene Ontology annotation, molecular function: phosphoglycerate dehydrogenase activity; NAD binding. The record is from RefSeq and is a predicted model, not a curated record. The transcript is spliced from 8 exons. The coding region runs from base 168 to 1151 and encodes 327 amino acids.